Messenger RNA from Nematolebias whitei (Rio pearlfish), 8196 nucleotides. RefSeq names its product centrosomal protein 192 (gene cep192). Gene Ontology annotation, cellular component: centriole; pericentriolar material; cytoplasm. Gene Ontology annotation, molecular function: protein kinase binding. The record is from RefSeq and is a predicted model, not a curated record. The transcript is spliced from 51 exons. NCBI's taxonomy places the organism in Eukaryota, Metazoa, Chordata, Actinopteri, Cyprinodontiformes, Rivulidae. The coding region runs from base 1 to 8196 and encodes 2731 amino acids. Gene Ontology annotation, biological process: mitotic spindle assembly; protein localization to centrosome; centriole replication.
AUGGCGGACAGUUCGUACAGGCUGGAGGAUGAAGCCUUCCCCAGUUUCCUCAGCAGGUCUCUGGACAGCACCAUCGGUCGGGCCACCCUGGGGAAUGUGACCCUGGGCUCAGGUCCGGGUCUGCCUGUGGCUGCUUCCACUGUGGCCAAGAUUAGACCCGGCUCUGACAACAGAGAUCUUGCUGAGGCUUCUUAUCUCGAAGGCAGAGAUCUGCAGCAAACCGACUCUCAGUCAUCUGUUGGAGACCAGCCCAGGUUUUCCCUCAGCUUCAAAGAUGAGUUGGACAAUGCAGAUGACUUCAUUGCAGCCCACCGCCUGUCAGACAUGCUUGUGAAGAUCAGUCUGGAUGAGAGUGCACCCAGGAACCAAGGCUCAGUGUGUCCCAUGCAGACAGGUUCAGUGUACAACCCUCCCUCAGAACUUGGACCAGAUUUGUCCACAGGACUUUUGAAGUUUUCCAAGUUUGAACAGAAGAGCAGUACAGAUACAAAGGCAGUACCUGCUGCAGCUGAGGCUCAUGAUGUGCAGAGUGAUAGUGACCAUUUCAGUGACAGCAACUCAAGUUUCCUGGCCAACGAGAAGCUCAUGUCUGUGGACAGCAUGAGCAGUGAUAUCACAGAUGAUGACAUUGAUUUGGUCAACCUGCCUGAAGAUGAACUGGAGUUGUACUUCAAUAAACUGGUCCCUCCUGCAAUGCAGAGAGGCAGAGUGGAAGGGCAGGAGAUCCCAGUUAGGGGAGUGGGCGAAGCUACUGAUGAAGUAUUGGAUGCAAGUUCUAAAGAGGUGGAGCAGCAUAGGCACCACUUCUUUGAUCACUAUGAUCAGGAGGACUUCCAGAUGCCUGAUGUGCGCCUUGCAGCUACAGGAAUGGACUCCUGUCCAGCUAGUGAUGAGGACACUGAGGAUGAGCUGGAGUCAGCGAGAAGGAAUCUUAGCAGAACGCGACUGCUACCAAGCACAUCCAGACAGCUGGUUGGAGAAAGUAACCACCCAAGUUUCAGGCCAGGAUUAGAAGGUGGCAGUUCAGAUGAUGAAGCGUCUGCUCCUCGUGGUCGUGUGUCUCUGCUGCCUGGCAUUGAACAGAGGAGAUCUGCUGAAGGACAAGUCAUCAACUCUCCUGUUACAGGAGAUGGAGGAGGUGGAGAUGGGAGCAGUGGGAGUGAGGAAAGUGGAAAUGACGGUGGAGUUUCAACCAUACCUCUUGCAGCUAACAAUGUAAAGACCACCUUUGAUGCUCUGCGUGGUCUGGGAAUUGUUGGAAGUAGUCUCAUCGAUGAAGACGAGAACACUGAUCUGAAUAUUCUUCCAGAACAUGGAAGGAACGGUGUUCCCAGACACAUAGAGAUGGGUGACCGUGUGGGUCCUGUGGGAACAGGUGAGGCCAGCUCUUCUGUUGGGGUGUCCGGAGGUUUUCAGAGACUUUCUGUCAACUGGAGCACAACGCUGGACCGACAAGAAGCCUUGGAUGCCAUGGAAAACCCAAACUCAGGGCCUGCAGCUGACCGUAUGUUGGACUCUGUCUACCUAAGGAGACCUCAGGAUUCAGUUUCUCACCUUCAAGGCACACAAGGGAGCUUCCACCUCUCCCAGGUGCUGUUUCCUAACAGUGGUAAAGAAGAUGAUGAUGAUGAGGGAGUGGAUGAGCUCGACGGAGCCAGGCCCUCGUUAGGUUUGAGGGCAGGGCUUUGUUGUGACGCGGCUUCAGAUUGUUCAAGUGAGGACAACAAUCCUCUCUCCACUUCCCUGGAACCCAAAUAUUUCUCCCAGAGCUUCCAAGAGCAGGAGGACUCAGACGAAGGCUGGAGUCACUGUCCAGACAAUCUGGAGUUUCAACAAGGAGCCAGUGCUGCUCAUGGUGUCGUUUACCAGAAUGAAGAAGGGCAGUGGGUCACAGACCUGGCUUAUUACUCCAGCUUUCAGAAAGAGAUUGAUGGGAAAACUGGAGAGUAUGAUGAAAAACUUCAAAAUGAGGACUUUGUACCUGCCAGUGAUGCUAUGGAAAAACUAGUGAAGGAUCAAGAAGAGUUUGAAAAAGAGCACCAGUUUAUGCAGGAAGAAAAAAUUGAACCAGUCUGUGGAAACGACACCUUUCCCAGUGACUCAUCCUGGAAGAUCUCCUCCAACAGCCACAUCCUGAUGAGGGCUUCCCAGUUGUCCUCGGAUUUUAGGCAAGGAGAUGAAAGUUACCUGCGGUUGUCUUUAGGACGUUUUUUUGGGCACCGCUCUGAAGCCUUGGGUUGUUUGGGAAGCACUGAUGAGAGCGAGGUCAAACGGCCAUCCUUCGGGUACGACAUUGCCUCUCCAGAGAAGAGGGAACCAUUCCCCCUCAUUAACCUCUCGGAGUUCUCCCCUGGAGAAAGUUCUCCAAACAAUCCCACAGUGGACAAAACACUCAGCCCAGAGGACUUGGACAAAACUGUUAAUGCACCAGGUGAAAGGAUGCCACCAAAAGGGGUUACUGCUCCAGAACUGUCUGAAUCCCAGGAGCAUACUGUCAGAGCUGCUCUGUCUGAACACAGUCAGGCCUCAACAUCUGAGUCGAGUCUGGGUACCCCAAAUGGUUUGUCCCCCGAGAGCAACAGCAGCCAGCUGAUGCUAAGUAUUAGCACAAUUGCUUCAGCCAUUGCAAAUGCAUCCGUCAGCACUGACCCAUCGCAGCUGGCUGCCAUGAUUGUGGAUCUGUCCAAGAAGAGUAGGACAAGGAACUAUCCAGAGUCUACUGGAUGCAGCACAAAGGAAGUCUCUGCAGCUGCACAUAUCCUGCCUCAGCUGCAUCAGAGUGCACUCACAGAGACUCUUCAGAGAAGCAUCUGUGCUGGAGACGUUGGUGCCUUUAACAUGGAGAAAUACCUGAAGAAGAACAAGCGGUCUGGUUCCAGUGAGUCCUCUGACGGACACGUGACUUUUGACUGGAGUGGUUGGGCUGACAGCCUGAGCCGCUCACAGAGGAACUGUCAGGCAGAACAUUCAGCCAAACAGGACCGUGAGCAUCAAGAGGUUUCUUCAAGGUCAAAGGCUGAGGAGAAAGACAAGAAAGGGGACGUGUCACUUGCAAGCUCUUCUGCAGUUCCACUUUCUGAUGAACGGUUGGCAGCAAAGAGCAGCAGCUCUAAGAAAAGCUCCAUUCCUCGUCCUCAACCAUCUCUCAGGUCUUCUAAAAAGCCUGUGGAUUUGGGACAGUCUUCCCCUGUCAGAGCUUCUCCAGACAAACGGACGGCUUGUGACAACGCUGCUGCUUUAACCAGAACUAGUAGGUUUUCAGGUAAAACCAUUUUACAAAGUGAUGUCAAGCUGGGAGACAUGGACCUCACAACAACAAAUAUUAGUUCUUCUGAUCACAACCAUGAAAGCUUAUCCAGGACCUCCCCACAUGGGAGUCAACAGCAGUCAGGUCCUCUUGGCCUCAAAGCUGCUUCUCCUUCAAGCCAGAGGCUGAGGAGCGUAGGUCAGGAGCUCCAAGACAGACCUGGGGACUUUCCACAGGAGAAAGCAUCAGGGAAUAUAAAUGUUCCGUUUUCUCUCAAAUCUGUUGAGAAACCAGCUGGCUCCACUUGCCAAAAUCAUCAACCUCCACAAAGUCCCCCUUCUAGAUUGAUGAAUAGUGUUCCAGAGCCAUGUGUGGAAGAGACCACUUGCAGCUUUAGACCAUCUACAUCUCCUCUUACUCACUCCUCUCCAAGUCAGACUUCCAUUCCUAGUGCUGACAGCAUGCAGUCACCUUCUUCAUCCAGCAGAGGUCUUGCUGACAGACGUCCAGGUCCAGAUCGUUCUCCUGAGUCUGCCUGUUCCAGCCCCAGUCUUAGCAGGCUCACUUACAUUUCAGUGAAUGAGGGCACAGUUGUGCCUACCCCUGAACGGAAGCAGAACGACUCCACUAUGGCCUUGAGCACUACCAUCAUCAGAUUCAGUCCAACUCCUCCUGUAGAAGCAGAAGCACAGCCAAACCUGGACAGUAAUGGUGCGCCCAAAAGCCUUGAUAAUGUGCCGCCUCAGCAUUCUAGAAGUCUGGACCCCCUACCAGCAGAGCAGCGUAGAAGCCCAGAACCCUCCCGCAGCGGGUCUGCUCUGAGCUGCACUCGCAGCCAGAGUGAAUGUAACCACAGAUGUCCCGGUGACGUUUCUGCAGGCUGCAGGAACCACAAGCAUGUCUCCGAGUCUGACAUAAGGAAGUUCCAUAAAGUGGACUCGGGGUACAGCAGCAACCUGUACAUCCAACAAACGAACUGUGCCGCUCCUCAGGGCUCCCAGCAGUGGGGCCUCAGCCUGCCUCCUCCCUACUCAGCCCAGGGACUUCAUUAUGCCCCCAUCCCCAGCUUUAGGCCUCCGUGUCCGGGCAUGAUGGAUCUUCCUCACAAAGGAGAUAUUCAGUCUCUCCUUACUAGACGCUCCCAGUUACCUCUUCAGUAUUUAGGACCUGAAGCUGCAUUGCACCCAUUUCAUGUGGGCCCUGCAGGGAACACUCUUUACAGCGCGUCUUCUACAGGGCUCCCGAACAGUGGUCUCGAUGUGAGACACAUUCACCCGACAGCAGGGCCCUUGGGCGGUUCUGACGCUGCUGGGCCUCCUCACCUCCACAUACCACAUCAGAGUCAACAUGAAAUGGGAAUGAUGGGGAAAGCAUACAGUCAUUAUGGAGGAGAACCUCUGCUGACGAGCGGCCUCGAUGAACUGAAUGCCUGUAUGCGAGGUCAGGUAGUGGUGCCUGAGGAGCUCCGCUUCCCUCAUGCCUGCUGUGUGGGCAUUGCCUCGCAGACCUCCCUCAGCCUCUUCAACCCGUCUGAGAGAUGGCAGCAAGUUUCCAUCACCGUCACCGGCCUGGCCAUUGACGGAGAGAAGAUGGACAGCUUGCCUUACCAGUGCUUGAUGGUGAAAAACAAAACCAUUAUUGGUCCCAAGAGUACAGAGGAGCAGAAAGUGUUGUUCGUCCCGCCACAGCCUGGCGUCUAUCAGUGUGUUCUCAAUGUUUGCUCCUGGCCAGCUUCUGCUGAACCCGAGUUGGCUGCCAGAGCAAAUCUCUUUGCCAAAAGAGUGGUGCUUAUUGCUGUUGCAGAGAAUCCUGCCUUAGAGAUCGAAGUGAACAAAUCUGGCUGUUUGGAUUUUGGAGAGUUGCCAGGAGGCAGUGCUAAAUCUCUUCCUCUGAGAGUGCUGAACAGAACCCACGCCACAGUACCCAUCCGACUGGUCAUCAGUGCUAAUGCCGCAGCAUGGCGAUGCUUCACCUUUUCCAAACAUCCUGUUACCACGAUGUGUGCGGCGGCACAGCAGGCUGGACACGCCCCCCUCGUGGCCCCUCCCUCCGUCAUCAAUCAUGUGAUGCAUGCCAGCUACAGAGAGGAUCCUGAGAGCUUCAUGGUCUGGGUUCAUUUUAAGGCUCCUCAGAAGUACAUGGUCUCUUCAGGGGAGCUUGGUCCAGCUGAUGAGUACAGUGCUCGGGUGGACAUCGAAGUGGACUCUCCUGGUCCAAGUCGUGUUAUCAGGAGUGUUCUCCUCCAAGCCAGAUCUGGAACUGCGAGGGUCCAUGCUCCUAAAGAUCUGCAGACUGUUCAUCUUUGUGGCCCGGUGGGUAAAUGCAGUAAACAGACGGUGCCACUAAAGAACGCAGGGAACAUCGAUGUUCAGCUGAAACUCAAGAUCAGUGAAAGCGGUGAUGAUUUUACGGUGACGCCCGGUGAACUGUCCCUGCGUGUCGGAGAAGAGCGCGACAUCACCGUGUCUUUCAAAGCACAAAGCAACAAGGAAUGUAAAGAAAGCCUUCUCACCGUGCUGGUGCUGCCGUCUGGCCCUCAGUAUGAGAUGAUGCUGAAAGGAGAAGUUCUUCCUUCUGACUCUGGAAAACCUGCUCCUGCUCUGACCAGUGACGUCCCACCAAUCCUGUCUAAUAAGCAAUUUGUGGCCUGGGGCGGGGUCACCCUUGGACGAGCUGUCCAACAGAAGCUGGUUCUAAGGAACAACUCGUCUGGCACCACACAGCAUCUGCGCUUACUUAUUCGGGGUCAAGACCAAGACUGUUUUCAGCUCCAGAGCAUGUUCAGCCCUGAAGAGUGUCUAGCCCGACACGGAGAGCUGUCCAUUAGACCCAAGGAGGACGUGACCAUCCACUUGCUCUUUGCCCCCACCAGGGUGGCGUGCAUGAUCGCCAAACUAGAGAUCAAGCAGUCUGGGGUCCGGCCUUCACAACCAGGAGUCAAAUUUAUUAUUCCUCUGUCUGGCUAUGGGGGUACAAGCAACAUCAUUCUGGAGGACCAGAGGAAACAGGCCGAUGGCUACGUUGCUACACUGACUGAAGUAGCUGUUGGUUGUGUCAGCAAAAUGUGUCUGUGUGUAAGAAACACCGGCUCCAGAGCAGCCUUUGUCAAAGCUGUGGCCUUCUCCGACUUACCAGCCCGAUCAGUUCUGGAGCCUUCUGUCCUGAGCCUGGCUCCGUCACAGUUCGUACUAAAGGAAAGGACACAAGAGGUGAUCACAGUGCUGCUGAAGUCCACCCAGCGAGAGCAGAGUCUGUGUGACUCGGCUGAUACUCCACUGGCCACAGUCUGCCUUUUCUGUGGAGAUGAGGUCUCCAGGCAGCAAUACAGGAGAUUACUUCAGAGCAAACCAGAGGCUACAAGGAAAGCCCUAUCUGAGAACAGCUUGCUGAAAAAUAUAGACUUCAAUGAAAAGUUCCUGGGGGAAGAACAUGUUAAAGAGGCCUAUGACCUGCCACAGAGGCCUAAUGAGGCCCAUCUCUUCUACAGCAACAUGAGUAAGCUGUUGGUGUCACUUCUGGGACGUACGAAGAGUGAAGAUGGUGACAAACAUGAGCAGAGCAAACUGCUGAUGUCGUCUGCUGGCCAUAGCUCAGAGACAGAAGGUGGUUGUCCCAACGGCAGCGUGUCUCUGGAUGUGCUGCCUGUGAGGGGUCCACAGGGUCCAGCGCUGAGAGUUGAACAAUCUUCCUCUAAGGCUUCUGAGUCUCUGCAAACACCGCCAGAGUCCUGGACCGUCCAUCCACAACAACUCGUCCUUGCAGCUCCCACCAUCAAUGGUCCAACCAGCACCAGCCAGGUCCACGUUCGAAACCAUACUUCCAGAGAGCUGAACUUUGACCUGUCCUGGCCAGCACACUGCCUCACCAUCACACCGCAGCACGGACUCAUCGAGCCUCAGUGCCAACUGCAGAUUUUGAUCAGCCCCAAUCCUUCGUUGGCAACUAAAUCUGCCCUGCUGCCAUGGAGUGGACAAAUUUAUGUCCAGUGUGACGGUCAAGAAAAGCUCAUUAAGGUCCAAAUACGUGAGGACUUGGCUCUGGACGUGUCUGUGACGCCGACAGAUCCAGCUCUGUCGGCCCUGUCUGCCCAGGCUGCUACUCCGGUGCUGCCUGUGGCCAGAAUCAGCAGCAAGCCCUCGCCGGCCCUGCAGGCGACUCGGGCCCAGGUGGAGAUCAGCAGCAAGAUCAUCACUUUCCCUACAACCCCUUCAGGAGAAACUUCAGAAGCCCAGCUGGAGAUUCAGAAUGGGGACGUGGAAGUGAGGUGGUACUUGUCGUCAUUUGCUCCUCCAUAUGUCAAGGGGGUUGAAGACACUGAAGAUGUUUACCGAGCCACCUACACUGCCUUCAGAUGUUCCAAGGUCUCAGGAGUCCUUGGGGCCCAUGAGAAGAUGCAGGUGCCCGUUACCUUCCUUCCCAGAGGCAGAGGGACUUACGUCCAGUUCUGGGACUUGGAGUGUCAUCCUGUGUCUGAUCCUCAACAGAAAACCAAAAUCCGCUUUCAACUUUCUGGCACUGGAGUCAAGUGUGGAGCAGUGGAAGGACCACAAGAAGGAAACUGUUCUUUGGUGAAAACUGAAGCCACGGUGACGAGCAGGAAGAGAGCCGAUACUUCAACAAUCAAAACCAGCCAGGAGGAGGUUGUGAGGAGGGGGGUGUAUUCUCCCCAGGAUCUGUACACCUUCCCAGACACUCGAGUGGGCGAGUCCAGCACUCUGAAGGUCAACGUCCGUAAUAGCUCCUCAGACACGCAUGAGCUGAAAUUUGCAAAACCCAAGGAGCCCUUCUACAUGAAGCAUUUCCAAUAUUCCCUGAGAUCUCAGCAUUACGUGAAGCUUCCUGUCCAGUUCAAGCCCUCUGCAGCCGGCAGCCAUACUGGCUUCCUGCUCGUCCAGUCAGGAACAAGUGGAAGCCUCGUUGUUCAGCUGAGUGGUGAGGCCCUGCCCUGA